This is a messenger RNA of Prunus armeniaca (apricot), 1062 nucleotides long. Lineage: Eukaryota; Viridiplantae; Streptophyta; Magnoliopsida; Rosales; Rosaceae. The record is from the annotation of a GenBank genome assembly.
AUGUCUAGAUCACUGGUGCAGCCCGUAGGGCAGAAGAGGCUAACGAACGUGGCGGUGGUGCGUCUGAAAAAGCGCGGCACUCGCUUCGAAAUUGCUUGUUACAAGAACAAGGUCCUCUCAUGGCGGUCUGGCGUGUAUCUUGCCAAGACAAAAGAUUUGAACGCUGCAUUUGAUUCAGAUGAUCAGACCAAGAUUUGUUUGGAGAUUUUGGACAAAGGAGAGCUUCAAGUGGCUGGGAAGGAGAGGGAAUCUCAGUUGUCCAGUCAGUUUCGAGACAUUGCCACCAUUGUUAUGCAGAAAACCUAUAAUCCCGAAACUCGGCGCCCUUACACUAUUAGCUUGAUUGAGAGUCUAAUGCAUGAAAUUCACUUUGCUGUAGAUCCACAUCGAGGUUCGAAGAAGCAGGCUCUGGAAGUUAUUCAUGAGCUUCAGAAGCACUUCCCGAUAAAAAGGUCUCCAAUGAGAUUGCGACUCAUAGUACCUGAAGAAGAAUUUUCAUCCCUUUCAGAGAAGCUGACUGCCUGGAAUGCUACAAUAGUUUCGAAAGAUCAAACUGGAAAUUGUGAAUUGGAUCCUGGUUUUUAUCGUGACUGCGAGGGAUUGAUGAUGAAGUUGCAUGGGAGAUAUGAAGUUCUUGCACUCUCUGUGCAUGCUGAGGGUGACACUGUUAUUGAUCAAUACGAUGAUCAUGAGGAUGAACCAUCGCACUCGCUCAAUGAGUCCUCUGAUUUUGACUUAUCAAAGAAAAAAGAAACCACUGAUUCUGACUUAUUGAAAAAGGAGUUGGCUGAUCCUGUGCUAAAACUGAGCAAUGAAAUGCAAAAACAGAGCAUCUCUACGGGGAAAGGAACUGUUGCAUCGGAGGGAAAGCAAAACAAAUGCAACACAUGCAAUGCGUUUGUGGGUGAUUCCAAGCAGUACAGGGAUCAUUUCAAGAGUGAGUGGCACAAGCAUAACUUGAAGCGCAAAACCCGACAACUUCCUCCCCUUACUGAAGAUGAGUGUGCGGCUGACGUGGAAAUGGAUGACCAUAAGGCGGAUUUGAAGGAUUAUUCCUUUUAA